UCCCAGCAGAUUGCCGGUACCCUGUAUCCAUAUAUGCCUGGUGCCUAGUGCUGGGUGCUCUGUUUUUUCCCCUGCAGUUAACAAAUGGGCAUGCCGGAAAAGUAUUUGGAUGCCACUCUGGUACCCGCAGGAGUGAUCUUAAUGGGUUUAUACCAUGUUUAUCUGGUUUACAAGAUCGCCCACCAUCCCAAAACCACAGUAAUCGGCCUCAAUAACAUCAACAGGCGGCUAUGGGUGCACGCCAUUAUGAAGGAAAGGAUGAAAAACGGAGUUUUGGCAGUGCAAACGAUCAGGAACAGCAUAAUGGCGUCGACCCUUUUGGCCUCCACCGCCAUAACUCUCUGCUCUGUGGUGGGAUUACUGCUAGGAGUGGGGAACCGGCCUGAUGAGUUUACUCUGUAUGGGAGGACAGGAUCUGUGACAUCUUCUCUCAAGUGUAUGCUGGUUUUGGUGUGUUUUCUUGUAGCGUUUGUUUGCCAUGCUCAAUGCGUGCGCUAUUACAGUCAUGUGAGCUUUCUGAUAACCACACCGCCGCCAUUAGAGGCGGAGAUGGAGGGCUGUGAUGCUCAUGCUGAGUAUGUGAGCACAGUGUUCAACAAAGGGGCUUAUUUCUGGUCCCUCGGAUUGCGAGCUUUUUACUUCUCCCUGCCUCUGUUUUUGUGGAAUUUUGGACCCAUUCCAAUGUUCGUGUGCUCCUGCUGUCUACUCUCCUUUUUGCAUUCUCUCGAUACAACGAACAGUCUCAGCACAUUUUACAACAAUGGAUGCAAACGGGGGGUCACCAAUUGAGGAAACUUAUACAUGGUGGGUGGACCUAAUGGUACCACAUGGUUGGGUGGUAUUCAAACAUUUUUGGGGAUUAGCAGGUCUAUUGGAGUGGGGCAUGGGAUUGCACACAAGAUGGAAAAAGUUUCAUAUCUCUAUUGAUUAUUUUAUUUGUAAUAAAGUAGUCAAAUGUAUAUUUUAUGAAUUUUGAGUCUUUAUAUGUAAUUGUAUUAUUAAACUAGGGCCUCCUAUUUGGAUGGAUUGUAAGCUACCCAUAUUUGUGACAAUGUUAUCAUUUUUUUUAUUGUGUAUUUAAAUUGGUGCCCAAUGCACAUGCCAUUUCAUA
This is a messenger RNA of Cryptomeria japonica (Japanese cedar), 1111 nucleotides long. RefSeq lists its product as uncharacterized. The record is from RefSeq and is a predicted model, not a curated record. Bases 85 to 789 code for a protein of 234 amino acids. The transcript has 3 exons. NCBI's taxonomy places the organism in Eukaryota, Viridiplantae, Streptophyta, Pinopsida, Cupressales, Cupressaceae.